Messenger RNA from Hevea brasiliensis (rubber tree), 933 nucleotides. RefSeq names its product pentatricopeptide repeat-containing protein At1g09900-like. The transcript has 5 exons. Lineage: Eukaryota; Viridiplantae; Streptophyta; Magnoliopsida; Malpighiales; Euphorbiaceae. The coding region runs from base 1 to 933 and encodes 310 amino acids. Gene Ontology annotation, molecular function: protein binding. The record is from RefSeq and is a predicted model, not a curated record.
AUGAAGAAGAGAGGUAUUCUGUAUAAUGUGUGCUCCUAUACAGCUUUGGUUUAUGGAUUUUGUAGAGAAGGUUUUCAGGAAGUUGCUCUGCAGUGUUUAGAUGAAAUGCAAGGUAAUGGUUGUAAGCCCAAUGUUAUAACAUACACUGUGCUUAUUAAAUUUUUUUGUGAUAAUGGGAGGAUUGAGCAGGCAAUGAAAAUUUUGACUGAGAUGGAAAGAGAAGGAUGCAACCCUGACUUGCUUACAUACAAUGUAAUUAUCCGUAAACUUUGUCAUCAAGGCAGAAUGUCAGACAUUUUGGAGUUCAUUCAGAUCAUAGAUCAAAAGGGAUUUUCUCCUGAUUCAUAUACACAUGCUGCCUUGGCUGGAGGCCUGUUAAAGGCUGGCAACAUUGGGUUCGCUUAUGAAUUGUUGUCUGAUGCAGUUUCUAAAAGCUGUAGUAUGGAUGUUGCUCUUUAUAACAUAUAUCUCCAUUGUUUAUGUCGCCUGAACAGAUUGAAAGAAGCAUUAACUAUGUUGGACAGAAUGAUAGAAGAAGGUUUUAUGCCUACUAAUGUGUCAUAUAACAUAAUUUUGGAUGGUGUUUGUAGAGAAAAUGGUGUUGAUGAGGCUUUAGAUCUCUUGGACCAUUUUAAGUGGGAAGCAAACUGGCCUGAUGUGGUUUCUUUCAAUACAGUUUUAUGUAUGGCAUGCAAACAGGGAAACUCCCUAAUGAUACCGAAGAUUUUAAAUCGAAUGGAGCAUGAAGUGAGGACUGUUGCCUUAAAGAUUCAAGUCCUGAAUCAGUACCAUUUGUACAUGGGAAUGAGCCUUCACAAGACUAGUACCAAGUUUGCUGUAAAUUGCUGUUCUGAAUUAAGCAAUAACAAUGAGGAGCUUUUGAAUUGUGCUCCUUGCGCAAAUGCUCAAAUCAGAUUAUUAGAAGAUGAUUAA